Molecule: messenger RNA, 1746 nt
Organism: Eremomyces bilateralis CBS 781.70
Lineage: Eukaryota; Fungi; Ascomycota; Dothideomycetes; Eremomycetales; Eremomycetaceae
Product: Zinc/iron permease
Exons: 3
Coding region: 191-1543 (450 amino acids)
Biological process (GO): zinc ion transport; transmembrane transport
Cellular component (GO): membrane
Molecular function (GO): metal ion transmembrane transporter activity
Source: RefSeq, a predicted model, not a curated record
GGAGAUACAUUCCCCUAACUAUCGACACCUCGUCAAUUCUUGCUAUGAUCAAGGUGAAGUUUGCUCUAGCUGUCGUUUGGGGGAUGUUUGAGCCUUGAAAUCUCCAUUCUAAACUUUCGUUAAUCCAUUGGACCCUUCCACUCCCCCUUCCCCUGGACCAGAUACAGUUACCUAUAGAUACACAGGCAACAUGUGGGACGGACUAUUCCUCCUUCUCUCCCUUAGCGGAGCAAUGGGAGCUGCGUCAUUUCUCGCAGGAUUGCUCCCGCUCUCUUUCUCUCUUACGAAACGGCAGCUACGUCUAAUCUCGGCCCUGGGAACGGGCAUCCUCGUUGGCACGGCACUCAUUGUGAUCAUCCCCGAGGGAAUCGAGACAUUAUAUUCAGCAAGUGCCAAUACACGAAAGUCUAGCGUCCAACCAGGCGAGGGUGCAACACGUGGAGGUCAGGGAGCGCUUUCACUCCACACCUUCGAUAACAUCGGGCUGGAUGCGGACCGAGACGAACCGGAAGGGUUCAGGGGCCCGAAGCAUUUAAAACCCGAUGUGAGGAGCACCGACGAAUACAUCCGAUCCAUCGGCAAGCGUGACUGGCGAGAGCGCGGGAAGACCGAGAGUAAAGGCAAAGAUCUCGACAGCACCACCAGCAAAGACGAAGAGAUGAAGUCGUCCGACCCCCACGAAGUCUACGACUCGAUCCCCAAGACCGACACCUCCUCCCCCCACACCUGGAUCUCCAUCUCCCUUAUCCUCGGCUUCUCCCUCAUGUACCUCAUCGACGCCCUCCCCAAACUCGGUGCCUCCCGCCCCCGCGCCCCGAUGCACAUCUCCCUCUCCGACCUCAGCCAAGGCCUCCAUCCCCCUUCCCCCACCGCGCCCUCCACCCCCUUCCUCCCCGUCUCACCCCAAUCCCACAGUCCACAAACCACCACCUUCGGCCUCCUCAUCCAUGCCCUCGCCGACGGCGUCGCCCUCGGCGCCGCCUCCGCCUCUUCCUCCCAACCCACAAAGCCCGGUUCCGACGCCGCCCACCACUCGCUGACCGUCAUGAUCUUCCUCGCCAUCCUGAUCCACAAAGCGCCCGCUGCGUUCGGCCUCGUCGCGCUGCUGCUGAAGCGCGGGGCGAGCAAGCGCACUGCGCGGAGCCAUCUGCUGGUGUUCAGUCUUGCGGCGCCGAUGGGCGCGUUGUUGGCCUGGUGUGCGAUCUCGACGUUUGGGUCGUGGGGGACGGCUGCGGGAGGGGAGAGUAACGGACAGUGGUGGACGGGGUGCGUGCUGAUUUUCAGCGGCGGGACGUUCUUAUAUGUUGCGACGCACUCCCUCUCCGAAGCGACCAAUGGGCUUGGCGCCGUUGAACCCCAUGAGUUGGAUCUGUCCAAUCCGUAUUCGUCGGCGAACGGCGACGGCAUGGGGAAUGGCCAUGCGUACGACGGAUACUCCAAGUCGUCCGGGUCGAACUUGACGCGUACCGAGAUCGGAUGCACGCUCUUGGGCAUGUUUCUGCCAUUGAUCGCCCUGGCGGGCGAGGGUGGCCACGGACAUUGACCGGAUUAUCUCCUGCGAGACUAAUUAAUAUUGUAUUAUAUAGGGGAUUGGCGCCUGAGGGAAAAACUACAUGUAUUUGGCUAUAUGGUAUGGCUACAAAACUGACAUUUGGAUGAAGGCCUAGUGGAUGGAACGGUCAUGGGAUAUUGGUCAACUAUAACAGAAUAUUGAUACACAGAUAACAAUUGAAUCUUUCGCUUAUU